Messenger RNA from Microthlaspi erraticum, 2409 nucleotides. NCBI's taxonomy places the organism in Eukaryota, Viridiplantae, Streptophyta, Magnoliopsida, Brassicales, Brassicaceae. The record is from the annotation of a GenBank genome assembly.
AUGGAAGUUUCGCCGGCGAUGAUAGAAGUCGGUGACCAAGGUCUUCCGGCAGAAGACGUGGACAAAGACGACGAUGAAGACGUGUGCCGAAUUUGCCGAUCACCGGAGGAACCAGGAAACCCGUUAAGGCAUCCGUGUGCGUGUCGAGGAUCCAUCAAGUAUGUACACCAGGAUUGUCUUCGUCUUUGGCUGAAUCGUCGCGGGUACAAGAAAUGCGAGGUAUGUGGGCGUAGCUACUCGAUUGUUCCGGUUUACUCUGAGGAUGCCCCGGAGAGGCUUCCAUGUAACGAGUUUCUAAUCGGAGUGUUAUUGAGAGUAGCACGUUUCAUGAAGCUCAUGUUUCCUUGGAUUGUGGUGAUUCUCUUCAACUCAUACUGCAAUUCCUUACAUCCUUGGGGCCAAGAAAUUGUCGCUGAGUUCCAGAGAGGUUUUUGGAUUUUCCGGAAGUUUGCUUCUUUGUGGGCUGGCCUGAGUUACAGCUGUUUGAUCUGGUGUUUCAUGGCCGUCAUCACUAUUAUAAGGAUGAUAUUCGGAGAUCUCAAUGUCAGGAGAAAUGCUGACGCUGAGAAUUUUAUUAGGAAUGGUGUAGAACAAGGAGCUGUGCAGGUCUUAUGGAAGUACAUGAAGAUCCUCUGUGAUUGGUAUUUUCACAUACUCAUUCAUUUCUUGGGGCCACCUAAUCGACUAAUACUUGUUCCUCCAAACGCGCCACUUGAUGAAUUUGGGGUUAUCAGGAGGCUGCUUUUCUUUCUUCAUGACGAUGCCUUUGCUGCCCUUGUCUUCAGUGCAUUUGCGUCUAUCCUCUUUGUUCUUCUCCCUAAUUGGAUUGGACAGAUUGUAUUAGCAGCUGUUGGAGGAUCCGGAAACUCCACUGUUAUUUGUGGAUACAUGAUGAUGCUGUUAAUACCCUUUGCUUACUUCACUCUCCGUCAUGACUCAUUUCCUGCCAUAGUCCGGUGGUUCUUGCUGAGAUUUUACUCCAUAACAGUGGAAUUGCCAGUUUUCUUGUGGGAUAUAUCAGUAAAAGCCUGCAAAAACAUUCAUGUCAUGAAGGAUGUUUUCGUCUUGUCUUUGAAAAUCGGUGUUCUGCCUUGGAUGAUUGGCUGUUGGCUCGAAAUCUGCACCUCCCCCAUGUUUGGAACCACAAUUUCGCAGAGAUUUGAGAUUCUUUCACUCCUCCCAUUCCUGAAUCCCUUAUAUUGGCUGGCAGGAUUAUGUUGCUUGAUUGUUGCUGACUCUUACAGAGAACUUAUCCAGGAGUUGAAUGAUUUCUUGCUGGUAGUGCCCCGAGGAGACCGUGCUGAUCAGAAUGUGAGACCAGUUAUGCAACCACGGUUCAUACUGUACUCCUUAGCUGAAGGCUCUAUGGUCAUUUUGCAUGGAUCUCAGAGUGCUGAAGACGAUAUUAAGUCUCAAGACCAAAGACAUAACAAAUUGUUUCAGCUGAGGAUUGCAUUGAUGUUGGUGCUAGCUGCUUUGAGUAUGUUCCUCUUUAGCACAGCCUUCAUGGCUUUGCCACUUUUGGCAGGGAGAGUCUUCUUUGACUCUAUCUCUUUCAUCACGACAAGAAUUGGAGUCGGACGUGACGGUGUGUUGUUCUUUUCUUCUUCAUCUUGUCUUCUUAUAGAGCUUUACUUCCUCUUCUUUUACAUGCUUCUAACUAAGUCUUUCUUUUCAAAUCUCGUGAUUGUAGAUGUUUUUGCUUUUUGGAUUGGAUGUCACAUCCUGCAAGCAAUCAAUCUCAGCACUUGCUUUGUAUUUGAUCAAAUUCAGAAGGGAAGAACCGGUUUGCUUCUCAAAUAUGUCUUCAUACAGAUUCGAAAUGGAUUGUUUUUCUCCAUCUGGAUCUCUGUCAUACCGGGAUUGCUCGCUCUACUCAUCCACCUUAUGAUCAUCAUCCCAUUAGUAGUGCCGCUAGAUGAAUCACCGGUCGACUUCCCGGUUCAAGAUUGGUUGAUCGGAGUAGUGGUGCUUCACAUCUGGACCUUUCUGACAAUGCUCACGCCUAUUAACUGGUUCGCGACGGAGGCUUGGCGAAGGAAGCUUGAGAGAAUCAGAGACGUGGGAAUCAAUAACCUUCCUUCAAUGUGGCUGCUUCGAGAUGUGAUUGGUUCCCUCACAAACACACUUGCAACCACAGUCGCCAUCCCUUACCUGCUCGUGAAGACUCUGUUCCCGUUGCUUGGGUUUUCCCAAAGCAUUAAUUCAGCUGCAGAGCGGUUUAUCUGGCCGGCGUUAUUAGCUUUGAUCACGGUGUGCUUUAUGGCCAAGCUAACACGUGAUUUUAUUAUCUACCUUCACCAGCUGGUCUUCAAUGAACGGUACUUGGUGGGUGAAAGAGUUGACAAUUUGACUGAAGAUCUAGAGUCGGGGAAAGACCAACAUGAACUUUUGUUGAUAGGCAAGUAA